UACCGUGCAGUCCUUGCGACACGACCUAAGGUUUCCUUUGCUACUGCUUCGACAACAGGGGGUUGGCCGCGCGCGCGCCACACGAACACAUCGAGCGAAUGAUACAAGUAUCGCUGCGUGAAAUCGCUCCUUUAUCCAGUACUGGUCGUCCUUCGCGGUUAAAACAGCCGCAAGAGUGAAAGAAAUUGAACGUAUGCGAUCGCGCGCCAAAUUGAGUCGAAUUGGAAUAUACACAGUGAUCAAAGUGACACGUCAGGGAACACUUGUUCGUUAUACUCCUUCGUGUUACCAGAACAAAGUUUUUGUUAUACCUUUUAUAAAGAUAAACGUGUAUGAUCGAAUUGGUCAUAUUAACUAAUAAUAUCAAGGUUGAUCGACGGAUUUGAGUUGAUUAAUUUGUUACAUUAAAGGAAUGUGGUAACAGAGGAUCAGGUUCCGCUAAUAUCGCGCUGUCUCGCGGGACAAUGGAUCUGUCGCGUGGCGAGGGUCGAUGGACAAUAGGCCCGGCAGCUUGACGGGUCUUGUGACAAGCUACUCGAGCGACGGAUCGCGAGGCUACUAUGUGGUACACACGCGCGUUAAUCGCGCGAGAUCGAUCUUUUCAACUUUUCAACAAGUUGUAACGCAUCAGGUACGCCGGUUAAUCUUUCCCUCGGAGAACGAUUAUCCCUAUUCGGAUUCGGAUUGUGCUAUUUGUGUGUGCGUGUGUACUCGAAAGAAGCGCGUAUCGGGGGUGGAGUAUUUUAUCGAUACCCUUCGUAAGACCCGAAAGAUAGUAGGACGAUGUUUCUGUUUUGAGUUGUAGUGAAUCGUUGGUGAAAGAAAAAGUUUUUCGGUGACUUUCGAUAGCAAGCAAGGUUAACGAGUUGUUAAUUGAUUAAGAAAAAACGAUUUUCGACAACGUUUUUCGAAUCGACAACCCUUAGAAACCAUUAGAAAACUUUGGAAACAAUUUCUUUGGUGAAAAUUGUGUAACGUGGUUUGACGAUCGGCGAAGCUUCGACUGUUGCAGCGUUCUCAGAGAAGCGAUUGACUUUGGAAAGGAACAGAGAGAACGAUGGAACGAAGGCGAAGCUGGCGAUGAAGAGGGGAAGAUUUUGUGAAAAUCCGGUGGUGAGCAACGCGAAACUCCUGAAAAAAAAGAAGAAAGGGGUUACGUGAAGUUGCUGCAGAAACAACUGAAGAAUCGUACGCGUGGUGACGAGGACGCGCGUGCUGACGCGGGACAGAGCAAGCCAGAGAGAGUGAAGUAAAGGAAGAGGGUGGUGGCAAUCGACGGAUAAGAGUUUGAGUCGCAGAAAGUGGUUUGGAGUAGAGACUGGCGCGAGUUAGCUCGGCGAAAAGGGAGGUGGAGGAGCGUCGAAAGCACGGAGCCGGCUAGAAGAGGAAGCUUCGCUUGGAAAAAGAAAUAAAGCUCGAAUCGGUAGCGCGGGUAGCCCGUGGCUCUCCGUGUGCUUCAUCGUUGUGCAAAAGGGAGAUCGCCGUUUCAGAAGGAAAAGGACAACUUGUGUGCAUCGUCGAGGGAGAAGAAAGAGAGAGAUAGAGAAGGGAGAAAAGAGUGAAAGGGGAGACGUGUGUCGUUGACGUGACUACGAGUGACGUGACGUGACGUGACGUGACAUCGAGGCGUCGAGAUGCUCCUGGAUGAGAUGGCCGCCUCCGUUCACACGCUCCUGUCAUUUCUUCUCGUCCUCGGUGCUUGUACGCUGUGCCGCGGCAGGAUCACGAAUCAGGAGAUAGUGACAAUGAUAGAUGCGGAGGCAGUGGCAGGUGGAACUGCUCAGUUACCAUGCGACGUGGAACCGCCAGUCCCUGGAGACAAGCUGCAUCUAGUUAUUUGGUACAAGGAGGAGGCAGACGCGCCGAUAUACAGUUUCGACACAAGGACGCAAAGCACCCUGGAACAAGGAAAACACUGGCAGGAUAUCAGCCUCGACAAACGUGCCUUCUUCAAAUACUCGGAGAAACCCGCGAAACUCAUCCUCGAGUCUGUCCGUGAGAGUGACGCCGCAGUUUACAGAUGCAGGGUCGAUUUCAAGCAAUCCCCGACCAGGAACAGCAAAGUCAAUCUCACGGUGAUCAUACCGCCGGAGCAGCUUAGCAUAUUGGACGAGAGCGGAAGGUCUCAUAUUCCUUAUUACGUGCUUGGCCCGUACAGCGAGGGUGCCUCUCUGAAUAUUACCUGCGUCGCUGCUGGUGGUCGGCCACAACCACGUGUGACGUGGUGGCAGGAAAAUGCUCUCCUCGACGACACUUACGAAACCGUCGGCACUAAGAGGGUACGGAACGUGCUGCGAUUAGAAAAGCUGGGUCGCGAACACCUUGGCGCGAUUUUGACCUGCCAGGCGUCCAACAACAACAUGGUCACUCCUAUUUCCAGCUCUGUCACGCUCAAUAUGAAUCUGAAACCAUUGUGGGUCCGCAUGCAAGGAGAGAAUCGUCCAUUUAGCGCAGGCACCACGUACGAGAUCGGCUGUGAGAUAGUUGGAGCGAGACCAAAUCCGAAGAUCACGUGGUCGAAAGGAAGUUUGAUGCUGAGAAACGCCAGACAGACGAUGAGCCCCGACUCCAACGUCACCACCAGCAUUCUCACGUUUGUGCCGACUAUCGAGGACGCUGGCAAGUUCCUCUCCUGCCACGGCAGCGUGCCGGAUAUCCCGGAUUCCGAGAUGGAGGACGGAUGGAAGCUCGAUAUACACCACGAACCGGUGGUUAUGCUCGAGCUUGGGAGCAAUCUGAACUUGAGCGCAAUCCGCGAGGGUAUCGACGUUUAUUUCGAGUGCAACAUCAAGUCGAAUCCGUGGGUUUACAAGGUCUCUUGGCGGCACAACGGCAAUCCGCUGUAUCAUAAUCCAGCGACAGGAACCAUAAUCAGUAAUCAAAGCCUAGUAUUGCAAAGCGUAACACGAAGCAGAGCUGGGAUCUACACGUGUAUUGGCAGCAACCAAGAAGGCGACGGGGAGAGCAAUCCUCUGAAUCUGGACAUCAAAUUCACUCCAGUCUGUCACCACGGUCAGGUAAAGGUGUUCGGAGUAGCACGACAGGAAACCACGAGGAUACCGUGCGAGCUCGAGGCAAAUCCACCGGAAGUAACGUUUACGUGGAAAUUCAAUAACACAAUGGAGGCGAUCGACAUACCACAGGCACACGUCACCAGUGAACGAACACGUUCCACAGCCUCUUACACACCGAUGACAGAGUUGGACUAUGGUACUUUGCUUUGUUGGGGCACCAACGAUCAGGGUACCCAGCUCGAACCCUGUGUCUACCAUAUUGUGCCAGCUGGUCACCCAGACACGCCACACAAUUGCUCUCUUCUGAACCAGACAACGGACUCGCUAUACGUGGAGUGCAUAGAGGGGUUCGACGGCGGUCUGCCGCAAAAGUUCACGAUACAGGUGGAUCGUGAGGUGGGAACCAGCAGUACGUCGUCAAAGCCGAGCACGACGGUCUACAAUCAAACGAGCAAAGUACCGUCUUUUUCGGUGAGCAAUCUCGAGCCUGGCACCACCUACGACGUACACAUAUACGCGAGCAACAGCAAAGGCCGCAGCGAGACGGUUCACUUCCGUGCAACCACGCUGAAUCUGCCCGAAAGGCGAACAGCAGGUGAGAGGCUGGCGCAACCUCCACCCCCGGAGAAUUGUACAAUCAGGGAAGAGAGUCGGACAACGGUCAGGGUGAGCUGCGCCGAGAGCGAGUACAUCGACCCGCGCACUGCCACCUAUGUGCUGCAAGUCUUCGACGCAGACACCAGGCGCCUAUUGGCGUCUGCGACUAGCAUGACGCCUAGCAUGCUCGAGAUCACCGAUCUACCAGCAGAGAGGAGUUACUCGGGACUGGUUCUCUCGCUGAGGAUCAUGACGGAGCACGCGAUGAGCGACGCCACGGUUCUUCACAGCCCGCACUUUGUUCAGGAGGGUAAGACACAGGAGCAUCAACGAUACCCAGCUCUGACACCAGUGAUGCUGUCGCUGUCUGGACCAUUGCUCGGUGCGGUGGUCGGAGCAACGGCGGGCCUUCUACUAGUGAUCUUUGUGAUAGUUCUGGCUGUGAGAUUACGGUAUCGACCAAGGACUCAGGAGGACAAGGAUUCUCAUGACGACGGCGGCAUGGCGAAUCUAGCCGCGUCCGGAACCGGCAGUUCCUCUCCACGUGAUAAAUCGUCGACUCUGCCUCUCAACUCCGACAGCAUCGAGAGUUUCGAGAAGGACCCAGAUAUAAUUCCUCACGCUAAUGAAAAUUCUUACGCCGAGCUGUGCAAGGGCACUUCACCAAGAUAUGUGUUACACCAGCAACGAACGGAUGCAAGUACUUUUACCAACACAAGCAAUGGAUCAGAGCUAACGUACGCCGAGCUGUCGCUCCGUAACCGACGAAUACCUCCUAAUUGUUAUCAGCCAGUACAGGUAUCCAAUAUUCAGCGGCCUCAACUGCUGGCCAUGUCGACUCUGACACGUAGGCAACCAAUUCAGGAACCAACGAUUUACGCGCAAGUCGCCAGUCAUUCUAAGCCGAUUUAUGUACCACCCCCACAUCCGUACAUGAGUCGUACCAACGACGAGACCACGGUAGAAACUCCAUUAAUCGGACAUGACAAUAAGAUCACCACGAUCAGCCAAUCUGGUACCUCAAUAUGGCGUACCGACACGCCGCCAGCUUCAAACGCAGCAACGACAUGAUUCUAAAACACGAUGAAAGCAACAUUUUGCUCUUAUACACGUUUCUCGACGCUCCCUUUAAUUAUAAGUUAACCUCUUUAAUAAGAGAAACAAGAAAAAGAAACCAAAAGAAAAAAUCGAAGAGACGACGUUCCGCGUAGCUCGUUUGCGUGGAACGUGUACAAUAUAUAUUAUUGUUAAACUUUCUCGUACAUAUGUUACAGAAGGUAUUUAUUAAACUAUGAACGAUGAAGGAUGAAAGUAAUUUAACAAAGCAGAAAAAAUACAUAUACACAAAUGUUUGCGUGAAGUAUAAUACGAAUAUAUUAUAUAUGCUUUCCGAAUGAUUUGUGAUAGAGUUGUUAUGUAAAUUGAGCGAGAACGAUCACGAUUUUUCGAUAUAUCAUCGGGAUAUCGUGAUUCUCGAUACAUGUUUCGAAUAGUAUUCUGUUUGGCGGGUAAAACAACAGACGGCGCAGCGAUCGGCAGUAAUGGUUCUAAUGAUCGAAGAGCGUGAAACUGGCGGGCCCUUCUGAACCGUCCGUAAAAGAAACAAAAGAAAGCAUAAAGGCAUCAAAGUUUUGAAAAGUCUCCCAAAAUGUCAAGUUUAAGAAAAUAAAAAAAAUGUUACGUUCUCAAAAUUCAGAAUUUUCAGCAACUUUUAUGAUUCGAUGCUCUCAAUAAUUCAUAUAAAUAGCUUACGAAAACAUUAAUUAUGAAUAAAACGAUAUAAAUUUAUUUAUAUCUAACCAAUAAUAAUCCAAUUAAGUUUGUGUUUUUUAGACUUUAAAAUCGUUUCAUUACAAAUUAUCAAAAACUUAAUUUGUUGGUUUCUUUGUUAACAUCUUAAUUCCUGACAAAAUAGAUAUUUCUUAGUAGAGAAGAAAACGAAGCGAAAUGAGAUUUCCGAGUUCCAAGAGUUUCAAGACUUCGCGAAGUUUUAGAUUCUAAUCU
Molecule: messenger RNA, 5615 nt
Organism: Bombus terrestris (buff-tailed bumblebee)
Lineage: Eukaryota; Metazoa; Arthropoda; Insecta; Hymenoptera; Apidae
Product: hemicentin-2
Exons: 18
Coding region: 1635-4682 (1015 amino acids)
Molecular function (GO): protein binding
Source: RefSeq, a predicted model, not a curated record